AUGUCUUUCAAACAGAGACAGCUAACAAAUGAAGACAUAGUUGAGUUGUUUUUUAAUUCUGACAAUGAGUCAGAAUAUCAGAGUGAGGCGUCAGACUCUGACAGUGACCAGGAGCUACCCCCUAAUCUUGUGGCUAUGGAGAACCCUGAGGUAACCACCCAAAUCCUCAUGGAAAAUGGUGAUGAGGAUGGAGGCAGGCCACUUGUGGGUGAUGUGAUGGAAGUCAGCAGCAGCCACUGGAAGGACAACAGUCAUUUUACCCCCCCUGUCCCUGCCAUUGCCUUUGAUGAGGGCCAGUCAGGAGUGCAAACCAGUUUGCCAUCUCCCACUGAGGCAGAGUGCUUCAAGCUCUUUAUGACAGAGCAGCUGGUUGGAGACAUAGUGGAGGAGACCAACCGCUAUGCACUGGAGCUGCAGGAGAAGACAGAGCCAGGAGUAAGGGGAAAGCUUGUCAAGUGGGUGUCAACAUCUGUUAAUGAAAUGUAUACCUUCUUGGUGGCUGUCCUCCUCAUGGGAAUAGUGAGGAAGAACUCCCUGAGGGAAUAUUGGAGUUCAGAUCCCAUGUUAGCGACACCCUUCUUUGCAACACUCUUUUCCCAAGACCGCUUCUUAGUCCUCCUACGAUGCCUGCACUUUGCCAACAACGCCACAGCAAACCUCCAAGAUCCCUUGCACAAAAUAAGGAGAGUUCUAUCAGGACUGACACAAGCAUUUGGUCAGGUCUUUGUCCCCUACAAAGAUCUGUGCAUCGACGAAUCCCUAAUGCUGUGGAAGGGUAGGUUGUCCUUUCGACAAUAUAUUCCCUCCAAAAGGCACAGGUUCGGGGUCAAAUUCUUUCUUCUGUGUGAUGUCAAGACAGGAUUUGUUCAAGACAUUAUAAUAUACACAGGGUCCACUACUGACAUCCAGAAUUAUGAGGGUCUUGGUGUGUCUGGAUCAGUGGUAAUGACCAUGUUGGCUCCUCACCUUGGCAAGGGCCACACACUUUAUGUUGACAACUGGUACAGCAGUCCAACUCUGUUUCAACAUCUCUUGUCUAACAACACUGGGGCCUGUGGCACAGUCAGGAGUAACAGGAAGGGGAUGCCAAGAUUCAGCAGCAGGAAGAUGCAGAAAGGGGAGGUUGAAUUCUUGGACAAUGGGAAACAGCUAGCUGUGAAGUGGCAUGACAAGAGGGAUGUUCAUGUCCUCUCCACUGUCCAUACUGCCACCAUGUCAGAAACCGGAAGGGUCGACCACCUGACAGGAGAGAGGAAGGUGAAACCUGACUGUGUGCAGGAGUACAAUAAAAAGAUGGGAGCUGUUGAUAGGGUUGACAUGGUCAACAGCUUUGUGGAGUGUGCCCGCAAAACCACCAAGUGGUACAAGAAGAUAUUCUUCCAUCUUGUGGACACUGCACUCUUCAACAGCCAUAUUGUACAUCGCCAUCUGACCGGUAAGAUAACAACUGAACAAGUUGUUUCUUUGUAAUUGGGUAUACACAAAUGUCAAUAUAAUUGCAUAAUGUAACUCUCACUCAUUAUCUUCAACUCUGUCACACGUAUAGGUGAGGUUAUCACAUACCAGAAAUAUCGGGAGAACCUCAUGAGAGAGCUGCUGGAGGAGCAUCACAUCCCUCGCCGUCCACCCACAGGAGGCCGGCCUUCUGGCGACAACCCCCUGCGCCUCACUGCACGACAUUUCCCAGCUGAAAUGCCUCAGACAGAUGCCCAAGGCAGCCGAACAAGGAGGCACUGCAAAGUAUGUAUGUCCGGGACCAGGAGCAGGAAGCUGAGGAAGUUAACAAAGUACAUGUGUGUACCUUGUGACACACCCCUAUGUGUUACACCAUGCUUUGGGGAGUACCACACUCUCAAGCACUAUUGAGCAAUUAUAUUCCUUGUUCUGUUUUGUGUGGUCUUUUUUACUGCUGUGCAUGUUUUGUCUUCUAGUAAGUGUCUUAGUACCCAAAUAAAUUGUUAUUGUAAAAUGUAUUUAGUUAGUCUUUCGGGGGCAUAAGACUUUUUCACAGUACUGUAUUUCUAACUUUGUGCGUUAUUUAUAUUCCAGUUAGAGGAAUUGUAAAUAAAGUUUUUUUUCAGUGGAAUACUCGUAUGCAGUGUCCUCAAUACAGUUAACGCCUUUUCUUACUGUUUUUAAUUCCAAGAAAACUAUGCACAAGGACACUGAAUUCAGACCGCCUCUUGAUCACAAUGUUAUUGGCUAUACAUACAUCGACAUGAAGACCAUAACGAAAACCAACACAUUUCUGUUUACAGUUUAUGCAAUUAUACAACACUCACCAUUGUCGGAAAAAGAUCCGUAGUCACGAAUGCAUAGCCAGGUCCGGAAGACGUUCAGCAAAUUCUCGUGUCCCAAAUAAUCUUAACGAUUUCAUAAAAGUUGACAGACCAUAAGGUUAACCUUAGCUAUACCCAACCUAGCUAAAGUCAAUGCAUCGGCUAAGUACUUCAGCUCUAACCUACCAACAUCAACUGAAAAGUUUUUUAGAAAAAUAUUUUCUCUGCAUAUUGCACUGGGGUAGGCUAAAUGAAAUCGGCUACUGUGUUAAAUGGGCUAAGCACUGUUUAACAUAAUAUUACAAUUUACACGAGUGCCAUGCUUUGCAGAUAAUGUGCUUUUAUCCACUACAGUAGUACAUUAGUUGAUGCAUUGAAAGAAACACGCUGGCUAAUGGCUAGCUCAAGUAAAUUCUACACUGCAGAAGUUGUAUUGUCAAUGUAUUAUUUAGUUAGUGUUUUUAAAAUGAUUUACCUAUGUUAUUGCUGGUUGUCAUAUAGAAAUAUAAUUUUAAAUUGACUGGUC
Molecule: messenger RNA, 2805 nt
Organism: Esox lucius (northern pike)
Lineage: Eukaryota; Metazoa; Chordata; Actinopteri; Esociformes; Esocidae
Product: piggyBac transposable element-derived protein 4-like
Exons: 1
Coding region: 1-1470 (489 amino acids)
Source: RefSeq, a predicted model, not a curated record